Cercopithifilaria johnstoni is the source of this 786-nucleotide messenger RNA. NCBI's taxonomy places the organism in Eukaryota, Metazoa, Nematoda, Chromadorea, Rhabditida, Onchocercidae. The record is from the annotation of a GenBank genome assembly.
AUGGUGACAAGAUUAUGGAAAUAUCCAUUAAUCAAGACAUGUAUUGCUGGCGCGGCAGGAUACUUGGCAGUUGGUGUGGUAGAUUCAGUUGAUUCGUGCCCAAUUCUAGAUGAUAAUGAGAAAUGGAGGAAAUAUCGGUCUGAUUUCUAUGAAUUUUAUUUUAAAUUUGCGGAUGUUGUUGGUAAGCGUCAUUACAUCGAAGAGGAGUAUCGACAAAACAUUCCAAGUGGAUCCUAUCUAAGAUGUGCUAUUGAUUCGUUAGAGAAGGCUGAUCAAAUUAUUAGGCUUGACAAUGAUAAUCGGUUACGAAGAAAAGUUUUGCGCAAGGCUCAUCGCUACGCAAUCAAAGCAGCCACUGUUGAGGAAGAUGAGGAUUUAAGAGCCGAAACUCAUAAAUGGUAUGGUCUUAUCAUGUUGAAAAGAUCGAAAUAUGGAAACAAAAGAAAGCGAUUAUUGAAGGCAAUCAAUGAACUUGAAAAAGCAUUGAUUACUGAUAUCACAGAUCCGCAAAUUUGGUAUUAUUUAGGCGUUGCAAAAUAUGAGCUUGGUGAAUACCAGCAAGCUAUUGAUUGUCAUUUGCGGGCAAAGAAAUUAAAACAAAGCGAUUGUCCUCAAAAUCAGUAUCAUCUUGGAUUAGCGCAAAAGCAAUUAAACACUCCAAAAUCUCGGUUGGAUGCAUGUAAUGCUUUCAAAGAAGUUUUAGCAAAACAUUGUGAUUCGAUCGCUGAUACCGUGGUACGGCGCGCAGCAGUCAGAGAAUUUCGUGAAUGUGAGGAAAAUUUAUGA